This is a messenger RNA of Fulvia fulva, 1206 nucleotides long. RefSeq names its product Wortmanamides biosynthesis cluster protein C. Lineage: Eukaryota; Fungi; Ascomycota; Dothideomycetes; Mycosphaerellales; Mycosphaerellaceae. The transcript has 2 exons. The record is from RefSeq and is a predicted model, not a curated record. Bases 1 to 1206 code for a protein of 401 amino acids.
AUGUACAGGAGAGGUUUUAGAGAGGACCACGAUGACAAUAUACCACUCAAUGAGCAGCCUGUAUCUCCUACUGCGGUGCACUUUGGGGCCGGUGAUAUUGGAUGGACGGCCUUUGGUCCUGCAGUCGGACUUUCUGUUCUCGCUACUGUUAUUGUGACUUUGCGAUGGUAUACGCGAGCGAGACUUGUGAGGAUUAUUGGAUUGGACGAUUGGGUGAUCUUGAUAUCUCUGCUCUUUUGCUGGGUCAUAACCGCCUCGAUCGGCGCCGCAAUCUUCGCAGGCAUCGGCGAGUAUCGCACAAAACCUGGCGUCGUUGACACGAUACUCAUCGUCAAACUCAUCGUCGUCGUCAAUACAGUCUGGGCCACCACUGUCAACAUUACCAAGGCUUCGAUCCUGAUCCAGUACCUCCGCGUCUUCAACGGUUGCAUCAUUCGAGCUUGCUGCUGGACUCUCAUGGCAGCUCUACUUCCUGCUACAUGUUGGGCUGUCUUUGGCGGGAUCUUCCUCUGCACACCAACGGCCAAGCUCUGGAAUGUCACGCUCCCUGGCCAUUGUAGGAACGCGCAGGUGUACUGGGCGAGUGUGGCGGGUGUCAACAUUGGACUGGACUUUUUGACGUUGAUUCUGCCGAUCCCAGUCAUUGGAAGCCUGCAUCUACCACGAAAGCAGAAGAUCCUGACAAUGCUCGUCUUCGUCUUGGGCUUCAUCGUUUGCGCUGUGUCCUGCGUGAGAUUAGGAACUGUAAUCGUCACGGCGGAAAUGGGAGACCCUGUCAUGUCCGGCAUCUGGGCUAUCACUUGGUCAGCAGUGGAAGCCAACGUCGGAGUCAUCUGCGCCUCACUCCUUGCCCUCAAAGCAUUCAUCAUCAAGCUCUUCCCUAAGCUAAUGGAAGAGCCUCAACUCCCGAGGCAUCAGAUGCGGUUACCUGAGGUUGCAUCUGCUUCUGCUGAGCCUAUUUGGAAUGCAGGUGACUCAGACGUUCCUACAUUGGGUGGAUCUGACAGGUCUCUCGCUGCUAGCUGGCCGCCUACGCCUAGCAGUAGAUUCAGUGCGGCGCAUUUGGUGUAUAAGAUGAGGGUGGAGAGUGUUCCGGAGCAUCAGCAGGUGGAGACUACUGCGAACGAGGUCUUGGUGAGGGAGGAUACGGUGGGCUUUGCGGAAUUUUUGAGGCAUGAUUCGAGAGCAACGGAUAGGGAUGGGUAG